AUUGAUAUUUUGUCAGCCAGAAAGUUUUCUUGCUCUUAAAAAUUAGAGAGUAUAAGCGAUAUCUUUAAGAGUAUAAGCUUCAAAAUCUAUCAUCAUUUUUUAGAAUUUACAGCAAAAAUCAUAUGUUUUAUUCCUUCCGCAAAACUGCAUUUGGUUAAGAAAAUUUCCAUUCGGUACAAAGAUGCUGAAGCAGAAUGUGAUUGGCAACAGACAAGGCUUCAGUCACUGUUAUGAUUAGAUAACAGAUGAAUCUUCUCUACUGCAAAGAUCUAGCAUCUACGAAUUUCAAUAUUUCCGUCAUGCUCCUCAACAACAACCGACUGUCAAAAAUAUAUCAAAGUAGAAUAUAAGCCGAACCUUCUAUCGCUCCUACUACUUAUUAACGGAAACUCUGCUUCACCUUCUUGCCGGCUUCAAAGCCUCCUCAAUCUAUAUUUUAUUUACCAUGGUUGUUUACAAUUUUAUAUCUGAAGAAUUCAGGCAAGUUUCCUCAUGUUAUAUAAUGGAAGGACAAUGUGUGGUGGCUCUAUUAUUGCUCCACAAUGGGUCGUUACUGCGGCUCAUUGUGUAUCUGGUCGGGAGUCCAGUGCGCGCUACUUCAAAGUCAGAGUUGGAGAACAUAUUACGUCAACAACAAGCGAUGGACAACACACCGAUAUGCAGGUUGAAAAAAUCAUUUCCCACCCAAGCUACUCAAGAAGCACAAUCAAUAACGAUAUUGCAUUGAUGAAACUCUCCUCACCAAUUCAAUUUGGAAAAUACGUGAAGCCAGUAUGUUUGCCUGGACAAGACCAGAAUGUCCCAGUUGGAACUGAUUGUUUCAUCACAGGAUGGGGAUAAAUACCGCACCCUGGCAACAUGCACCACACUUUGCAGCAAGGAAAAAUGCCCGUUGUCUCCAAUCAAGCAUGCACCAAUCUCAACACAAAAAAUUUCAGAAUUUCGGUACGUUUA
This is a messenger RNA of Rhopilema esculentum, 954 nucleotides long. Its product is annotated as prostasin. Lineage: Eukaryota; Metazoa; Cnidaria; Scyphozoa; Rhizostomeae; Rhizostomatidae. Gene Ontology annotation, biological process: proteolysis. The record is from RefSeq and is a predicted model, not a curated record. Gene Ontology annotation, molecular function: serine-type endopeptidase activity.